Messenger RNA from Bipolaris zeicola 26-R-13, 1317 nucleotides. RefSeq lists its product as uncharacterized. Gene Ontology annotation, biological process: mRNA splicing, via spliceosome; mRNA export from nucleus. Gene Ontology annotation, molecular function: RNA helicase activity; RNA binding; ATP binding. The record is from RefSeq and is a predicted model, not a curated record. The transcript has 4 exons. NCBI's taxonomy places the organism in Eukaryota, Fungi, Ascomycota, Dothideomycetes, Pleosporales, Pleosporaceae. Bases 1 to 1317 code for a protein of 438 amino acids.
AUGUCUCACGAGGAGGAUCUCAUUGACUACUCCGACGAGGAGAUCCAGCCCACCGAGGCGCCCGCUAACGGCGGUGCGGCUGCGGCCAAGGGCGGUCUCGCUGCUGGUGAUGCUGCUGGCGACAAGAAGGGCAGCUAUGUCGGCAUCCAUUCUACCGGUUUCCGCGACUUCCUGCUCAAGGACGAGCUCGUACGAGCAAUUACCGACUGUGGCUUCGAACAUCCUUCCGAGGUCCAGCAAGUUACCAUCCCCCAGGCAAUCCUCGGAAACGAUGUCCUUUGUCAGGCCAAGUCUGGUCUCGGAAAGACUGCCGUCUUCGUUCUCGCAACCCUCCAGCAGAUGGACGAGAAGCCCGAGCCUGGUGUUGCCACCAUUCUAGUCAUGUGCCACACUCGCGAGUUGGCCUACCAGAUCCGCAACGAGUACAACCGUUUCGCCAAGUUCUUGCCAGACGUCAAGGUCGGUGUCUUCUACGGUGGAACACCUGUACAGAAGGACAUUGAGCUCCUUAGCAACAAGGACACCCACCCCCACAUCAUUGUCGGAACACCUGGUCGCAUCAACGCCCUUGUUCGCGACAAGCACCUCCGUCUUGCCAACCUGAAGCACUUUGUUCUUGACGAGUGCGACAAGAUGCUUGACCAGCCUGACAUGCGCAACGAUGUCCAGUCCAUCUUCCGUGCCACUCCCCAGCAUAAGCAGGUCAUGAUGUUUUCAGCUACGCUGAACAAGGACGUGCGUGUUGUUUGCAAGAAGUUCAUGCAGAACCCGCUUGAGAUCUACGUCGACGACGAGAAGAAGUUGACGCUGCACGGUCUUCAGCAAUACUAUGUCAAGCUUGACGAGAAGGAAAAGAACCGCAAGCUGAACGACCUUCUUGACAACCUGGAGUUCAACCAGGUUAUCAUCUUUGUUCGUUCCACUCUGCGCUGCUCUGAGCUUGACAAGCUUCUCCGCGAGUGCAACUUCCCCAGCACUGCUGUGCACUCUGGCAUUAGCCAAGAAGAGCGUAUUAAGCGCUACAAGGAGUUCAAGGAGUUCCAGACACGUAUCUGUGUGUCGACGGAUAUUUUCGGACGUGGCAUUGAUGUUGAGCGCAUCAACGUAGCGAUCAACUACGACAUGCCCGACAAGGCUGAUGCAUACCUGCACCGUGUCGGUCGUGCAGGACGUUUCGGAACCAAGGGUCUGAGUAUCUCAUUCGUGAGCAGCCCCGAGGACGAGGCUGUUCUCAAGUCGAUUGAGGAGCGAUUCCAGGUCGAACUCCCCGAGUUCCCCGAGGACGGAGUCAACUCUGCCACUUACAUGGACAACUAG